Messenger RNA from Galleria mellonella (greater wax moth), 2468 nucleotides. RefSeq names its product homeobox protein MSH-C-like. Bases 531 to 1373 code for a protein of 280 amino acids. Gene Ontology annotation, biological process: embryonic morphogenesis; regulation of transcription by RNA polymerase II. Gene Ontology annotation, molecular function: RNA polymerase II transcription regulatory region sequence-specific DNA binding; DNA-binding transcription factor activity, RNA polymerase II-specific. The transcript has 3 exons. The record is from RefSeq and is a predicted model, not a curated record. Gene Ontology annotation, cellular component: nucleus. Lineage: Eukaryota; Metazoa; Arthropoda; Insecta; Lepidoptera; Pyralidae.
CGGCGAGAGGAGAGGCGGUCCGCGACCGCGGUUUGCGCCCCAAUGCUGGCGCGAUUUUCACCGCGCUUCCACGCGAAUCGUUACGCGGACGCGCGCGUUCUCAAACAUAUUCGCAACUUGCCGAAAGCGAAACCACAGCAUGCUACCAUUUUGAAUUUGAAAUCGGGAGGUUCCAAAUUUGAAAAUUUUGUGUGUGUGCCAAAUUGUGCUAACUAGCCUCAACUGUCCCUACUUGUGUUCCAUUGACUAGUCCAAUACACUUUACGUGAACAGUGUAAUUGAAUUAGUACUCAUUGUGCACACCUAUGUAAAUUUUUCAAUCAAACAAAACGGAUGCUCGCAAUUUUUUACCGAUAGACUUAUUUGCAUCGACAGCUAAUUAAAGUCAAUUAGACAAAGACAUUAGUGAGUCACUUUCAAUUGAUCGAUAAAACAAUCGUAGAUAUUUAUGAAGAUGAUGUCAUAGAGCGGUCCGUCGGUGCAGACAGGGAGACGAUUGUGAGAAAUUGAAAUGCCAUCGAGUAGAUGAAAUGAAGACGUCGCUCGAAUGCGACAGGGCCGAGGCCGCCGAAAACGGCGGGAAAGGCCGUAUAUCGUUUAGCGUUGACUCACUACUGGGAGGGAAGACCGACGCGCCGGCGAAGGAUGCGAGCAUCACGGACGCCAACAGUAACGAUGCGGAGAGUACCGACGCGGCUCCAGAAACGGAUGAUAGUGACGUCGACAUUGAGGAUGUGGAAUCUAACGCCGGAGACGAGAGGGACGAGCGGGAGAUGGGGCAUGAUGGAGAGGAGAUGGAGGGGAGGAGCGGCGUGGUGGUCCCGCAGCCCCUGUUGCCGCGCCUCUACCAGGGACCAGCACCGCCGCAUACUUGGCCCUUUGGCGCUUUCCCUUGGAUAGCGCCGAAUCCAAUGUUUAGAGGUGGUUCACCAAACACGGGAGCGCCAAGCGGUCCACCGGUAGUGCGAUGUCAACUCCGCAAACACAAACCCAACAGAAAACCACGGACACCAUUCACCACGCAGCAACUCCUCGCCCUCGAGAAGAAGUUUAGGGAUAAACAGUAUCUGAGUAUAGCGGAGAGGGCUGAAUUUUCCUCUUCCUUAAGGCUUACUGAAACACAGGUUAAAAUAUGGUUUCAAAACAGACGCGCAAAAGCGAAACGUUUACAAGAAGCCGAGAUUGAGAAACUACGAUUGUCAGCCCGACCACUUUUGCCUCCGUCCUUUGCCCUAUUCGGCGGGGGAGGCGCACCCCCUCUCUUUGCUGCUAUGGCCGCGGCAACUAGGCCACAACUGAGCUUUCUUGGAGGUCCACCAAGCCAUCAACAUGCUAUAAACAUGAACAUACUUAACUCAUUGCAACCUCAUUGACGACUGGAGCACGCGGGGACGCGUGACAACCCUGAACAACCAACAUCUUAGCCGAUGCACUAGUCGACGCAUCUACCGUUCUAAAUUCAAAUUCAAAAUUAGUGAAAUGAGGUUUAAUCUGAGGAAUUCAGGAAAUCGAAGAAUAAAAUUGUUUAUAACUGACAGUUUGUGAAUUUUUAAAAGUAAUUUAAUUUAUUUAAAAAUAAAAGAUGAAAAUUGCAAUUGAAAAGUAUCUAAAUAAAUGGUAAUUAAUGAACUUGUUCUCAAAUUCAUUUAAAUUACAAUUUUGAUUGUGAGAUAAGAUAAUGUGUUAUUAUUUUAUUACAAAAGUGUUCUAGUUCAAGUGAUUUGUGUUAUGUUAAUAGAAAACAAUGACUACAUGAAAUAAAACUAUAGUUAAUGAUGUAUAGUAUCCUUGUAAGUUCCGUGUAGUAAAUUUAGUACAGUACAUAGUGCUUUUUAUAACUUUGAAACGAUAAGUGCAAUUUCUCGUUUAAUUAGAUAAAUAAUUAAAAACUCUAUGAAGUUGCUCGUAUAUAAACAGAUUUAACUUAAUGAACUAUUGCUGAAAAGAAGUGUAAAUCAAUCGUAUACUAUGAAUGUUAUACCUAAUAGAGACCAAGAAUAAUAGAAGGUAUCUACUUAUAUUACUUAUUCAAAAAGCUCCUCAAUUCAUCUAAAUUCUUUUCUGUGUGUGUACAUAUAUUAAAAAAUAUCUUCGCCAAGGGUCUUCGCCGCUAGGGUUUACUAUCGAAUGUGUCCCAUAUUAAGUUUACCAUGAUUGAAGUCUCUGUUAUUUAUCGAAACAUUAUCUCAAAAGUCCAUAGACUACCUAAGUCUUUGUAUACGAAAAAAACCCUCGUUGCAUUAUUAGAUGAUAGAUAUUUUAUCGUAUCAGCUUUAAUACCAAUGCUGUAAACUGUUCCCAACAGUUAUCUAAGUUCCAGGCUCAACCUUUAAAAAAAAACUUGAAUGUUAGAAGCUUAAUUAAUAUUGAUGAUCUGUUACGUUUUUAAAAUCACCAUUCUACCUUACUUGAUGCACCAAGUCUCGUUGUUUUAAGCUUUUCUAUAAAUGUUUCGUUUGCACAAGCCU